Mus caroli (Ryukyu mouse) is the source of this 1883-nucleotide messenger RNA. RefSeq names its product hydroxysteroid 17-beta dehydrogenase 1 (gene Hsd17b1). Gene Ontology annotation, cellular component: cytoplasm; cytosol. Lineage: Eukaryota; Metazoa; Chordata; Mammalia; Rodentia; Muridae. The record is from RefSeq and is a predicted model, not a curated record. Gene Ontology annotation, molecular function: estradiol 17-beta-dehydrogenase [NAD(P)+] activity. Gene Ontology annotation, biological process: estrogen biosynthetic process.
UGCUCCUCCGGAAUCGGCAUGCACUUGGCUGUUCGCCUGGCUUCUGACCGUUCCCAGAGCUUCAAAGGUAUAGGAGGGGAAAGACCUGGAGGCCAGGGGAGAGCCCCCAGAGUCUGUAAUGCUGGCCGCGGCUUGUUUGGGCCGCUGGAAGCGCAUGAGUUGAACGCUGUGGAUGCUGUGUUGGACGUGAAUGUGCUUGGGACCAUUCGGAUGCUGCAGGCCUUUCUGCCAGACAUGAAGAGGCGCCACUCUGGACGUGUGCUGGUGACCGCAAGUGUGGGAGGCUUGAUGGGACUGCCAUUCCACGAAGUGUACUGUGCCAGCAAGUUUGCGCUCGAAGGUUUGUGCGAGAGUCUGGCGAUCCUGCUGCCGCUCUUUGGAGUCCAUGUGAGCCUCAUCGAGUGUGGGGCAGUGCACACAGCCUUCUAUGAAAAGCUGGUGGGCGGCCCCGGCGGGGCUCUGGAAAGAGCAGAUGCCCAGACCUGCCACCUCUUUGCGCACUACCUGCGUGGUUAUGAGCAAGCCCUGAGCGAGGCGCAGGACCCAGAGGAGGUGACGGAGCUCUUCUUGACUGCAAUGCGAGCCCCGCAGCCCGCGCUGCGCUACUUCUCCACGAACCGCUUCCUACCCCUGGCCCGAAUGCGCACAGAGGAUCCCAGUGGCAGCAGCUAUGUCGCGGCCAUGCACCGAGAAGCCUUCUCUAAUCUGCAGGCCCAGGAGAAUGCCAAGGCUGGGGCCCAAGUCCCGGGGGUCUCGGGGGUCUCGGAUAAGGCCUCCAGCGCCCUCAUUUGCCUCCCUGAAUGUGCAGUCCCUAGGGUGGCAUCAGAAUUGGGAUGGUCUGCAUCAGAUAAACCAGGUCAGGACAAUUCAUGUUACCAGCAAAAGAUCUAAGCCAGGAUCUCUUUUUUCUUAUUUUAGAAUGUGUUUUGUUUUAAGACAGGGUUUCACUAUGUAGCCCUAUGUUGCCAGUAACUUAUAAGGAUCCACCUGCCUCUGCCUCCUGUGUGCUGGAACCUUAGAUGUGUGCAACCACACACUUCUCAGAAUCAUUUGAAAUAGUGCCAGCAUCUUCAUGGGUCAAGAUGAGAGGGCUGAUAUCCAAGGUGCUAGGCUAAGGUUUUUUUUUUUCUUCCAAUAAAUUUAUUUAUUAUUAUCAUGUAUCAUGCGGAGGGGGACACAUUCCAUCGUCGUAGUCACACAGAGCACGGAGAUCAGGUGACAAGUGUGUACUCUCUCCCACUACAAGGUUCAGUGAUUGAACUCAGGUCUUCAGGAUUGAACUGUAAGAGCUUCUAACCCAUAAGCCAGCAAGUUGGGACCGGCUUUAACAACCACCACUGAGUUUUGUUGAAUAGCGUUGAAUAGCUGGCCUUGAAACUGCUAUGUUACUAAGGACGACUGAAAUGUUUAAUUCUCUCUCCCCUCCUUGUGAAACUAGGGGCAGGCUUGUGGUCCCCAUCACUAACACAUAAUCAUGUGUUCCCAUGUGUAUGGGCAGGUGUAUGUGUUUGUGUGUGUGUGUGCACAUGUGUGGAGGUCCACAGUUAAAGUCAGGAGUCUUGAGUUGCUCCUUAUUUGUUGACCCAGAGUCUCAAUGGACUUGGAGCCUAUGAUUCCAGCUUGUCUAGACUAACAGCUUGGCCCCAGGAUCCUAGGUCCCUGUCUGCCUAGUGCUGGCAUUACAAGAGGACAUGAAGGGAAGACCUGGGUUCCAGGGAUCUGAAUGGGGUUCUCUGGGCUUUAUCCAUGUGCCCCUGAAUCCUUUCUGUUUUUCAUCUGUAUACACGUCUGAUCUCAUGACCUCCUUAAAAGCUUCAUUGACAGUUGUUUUUUGUUGUUUCUUUGUGUUUGUUUUUUGAGACAAGGUUUCUCUGUAGCCCUGG